Messenger RNA from Phialemonium atrogriseum, 2069 nucleotides. RefSeq lists its product as uncharacterized. Bases 152 to 1783 code for a protein of 543 amino acids. The record is from RefSeq and is a predicted model, not a curated record. Gene Ontology annotation, molecular function: protein binding. The transcript has 2 exons. Gene Ontology annotation, biological process: signal transduction. NCBI's taxonomy places the organism in Eukaryota, Fungi, Ascomycota, Sordariomycetes, Cephalothecales, Cephalothecaceae.
CGCGCUUCGCGAUGUCGCGUGUGGCCCAGUUUCCUACCCACAGUUGUAGAUAAAGCUCGCCAGCGAGGAUCUCUGCUCAGUGCCCCAGACUAAUUAAUGGCAACAUAAUCAUUCUCGCAUUCACUGUUUACGCUUCUCGCAACUCGUUCCAAUGGAUGGCGAGUCGCCUCGAUUUCCGGAGGCCACUCCAGACCAGCAAGAUAUAGACAAGGAGCCCACGUUACCCGGCAUACCUGGUAUACCUCGAUUUCCUGAUGUGUACCGCGGAACCAAGUCUGCCACCAACCCGCGCAAACGACUGCACACCGAGGACGCGUCGCUAUUUCUCUCGACCUCCAGCGACCCAGCUGUCUUCUCGAGCGACGACGACCCGGCGCUAGAGAACGUGGGCAGGCGCAAGAAGCGAUACGUAGGCUCGUGGUUCCAGCAGGUGCCCGCCUCCUCUGAUUCCGCCAUUGGCGAAGACAUGCAGACUUCGCCUUCGCUGGUCGUUCCGAAGCGCAAGCGGACUCUCAGGCGCCAGUUUGACAGCGGCGUCUACAUGGGCCACGUUGGAUCAAUUGACUCCUCGGAUGGGGAGCCGGAUGAGGAAAUCAUCGGCGACGGCCCAGACGGCCCAGACGAAUCAGACGGCCCAGAACAGCCAAAUAUCGACGAGUCGGACGAUUCUCAUGCGGGCGACUCGGAGGAGGACCUAGAGGCACUCCUGCGAAACCCCGGUCCAUACCGACUGAACCCUCAUUCCGAUGCAUGCUAUCGGCGCCUGGCAAUCGAGAGGGCGAUGCCUAAAUACGGGGCCGACGAGGCGGCAAUUCAGAAUUAUUUCCAGGCACUAAUAGAGCAAGGAGAAGAGACCGUGGAUUUAUCGAAUAUAGGGAUGAAUUCCGUCUCCAAUGCGACAGUCUCACUCCUGUCCGGCUUGGUUCGCAUUCCCACGGUGAUAGAAGAUGUCGAGUUUGAGCAGCCAGAAACGUCUAUCAAUCUGAUAAUGUCGAACAACCGCCUCAUCCGAGUUCCCACGGCCAUCUUCGAGCUCGAACACUUGACCACUCUGAGCCUCCGAGGCAAUAAGCUCGUGGAGCUCCCGCCAAGCAUCUCGCAGUGCAAGAGCCUCCGGACCCUCAACGUCUCCUUCAACCGACUUCGAUAUCUCCCAGGCGAACUCCUCGAGCUGAUCAAGGAAGGCGGCUCCCUCCGCGAGCUCCACCUCUUCGGCAACCCAUUCUACGUGCGCAAGAGAACCACCCCCCAGACCGACAACCCAGAAGAAGGCAACCCGGAUGACUACGGACCGUCGAGGUUGUACCGAACCCCCGUCCAGUACACCGACGCCUCGGGCGCCGUCUAUUCCGACUUCCGCCUAGACGACCGCAAAGAAGUCGACCUCGAGCCCGACUGGCAGCUCACGCCGCCGAGGCGCCACCAGGUCCCGACGCGCGUCCCCUCGCUCCUCGAGCUCGCCCUCCGCUCCGCCUCGCGCGCCUCCAAGAACGACGCCUCCCUCGCCGCGCACCUCGGCCCCGCCGGCCCGGACCGCCUGCGCGCCCUCCUCGACGCCGCGGCCGCGGACCGCUACCAGGGGGGCCGGCGGUGUCGGUCGUGCGGGCGCGGGUUCGUCCGCCCCCGGGCUAGGUGGCUCGAGUUCGACACGUCGGGCGACGCGUCGGGCGGGGGCCCGCUCGUCCAGGUCAAGAUUGUGGGCGCGCCGUUCCUCUGGGCUGGGUGCUCUUGGAGGUGUGUUCCUGCGGUUGUGCCGAGGGCCGGUGGUGAGGCUGGGUCGUAGGUUUGUGAGCUCGCUAUCGGGGGGGAUGGGAGUUGCCGGGGGGUGGGCUGUAGAAGUACAUAGACGCGGCUAGGUCGUUUGGCUGGCAAUGCCGAUGGGCUUUUUCUAACUAGAUGAAGUGUCGAUAUAUAUAAUAUUUGUUACGUUCAUCCUUGUCCACUUAACUCCCGUCACAGGGUCGGCCAUCCAUAUUCUGAGAGCGGCUUGCCUCAUACCAAGCGGUAUCCGCCUUCCAUGCGACGUACAUAUGGGAGACGUUGAGCAAGCUCGCAGAAAACAUAGAGAG